Messenger RNA from Glycine soja, 6175 nucleotides. Its product is annotated as helicase protein MOM1-like. Gene Ontology annotation, biological process: heterochromatin formation. NCBI's taxonomy places the organism in Eukaryota, Viridiplantae, Streptophyta, Magnoliopsida, Fabales, Fabaceae. The record is from RefSeq and is a predicted model, not a curated record. Bases 373 to 5853 code for a protein of 1826 amino acids. The transcript has 14 exons.
AUAUAGGCUUAAGGAGAAAAUUCGCCUGGUACUCUGUAUUCGAGCUCCCGAGGAGGAUACCUUGUGUCUUAAACCAAAAUAAAGAAAAAGCUGAGAAUAUUGUGGUAAAAUAAAAUAAUAAAUAUGUUGAAUGUAAGUGCUUGUCUCAAAAUUUCUCUCAUUUUACUUUAUCGUAAAUCAUAAAUUUGCCUGAGACACCGCCGGACUCUAAAAUCCCUUUAACAUUCGCCAUCUCCUAAUGAUUCAUGCAGUGAAUUAGGGUUCGCUAGAAUUAUUAAGCCGAACUUGUGGCGGGUAUGCAGCGCUAUUCGCAUUGGUUCGGAAUUCUGACUUUCCAGUGAAAGGUCUCACACACAGGGUUCAGCUAAACAAAUGGUAAAUGGUACUUGUUCUAGUCACAACGCUAAGGAUGAGGAAAAUAAUAACAGGAGGGUGACGCGAAACAGCGAGAAGGGAAAAAUCAAAUCACAUCGUAAUGUAUCAGAUACAACUGGUGUCAGAAGGUCUCCUAGAGAGACAUCAUCGAAGAAGAACAUUCCUAGCCCUUCUUCAAGUACCCGUAAGUCUGGGCGACUUGAAAAUAGACCCCCACCAGCUCCUGUCAACAAAAGGAAAUCUGAAAGGGUUGAAAAAAAAAAGCCAAGUCCUUUGAGAAGAUCUGGAAGAACUAGGAGUCAGUCUUCUACCGGUUAUUCUGAUUCUAAAAGCUCAGGGUCAGUGAGUUCAGACCCUAAGCCAAAAAAAGAGAAGAGUGUGAAACAGUUGAUAUUUGAAGCUAAGGAAGUGAAUGGAACUGAGCAGCAUGAUCUGGGAACACCUCAGGUUAAAGUAAAGAGAAUGAAUGCUCGUAUGUAUCGGUCUCUCUUUCAAUUACCAAAGGAAGAGCCUAAUAGGAUCGAUAACUUAAAUCAAGGUGGCAACAAUGGUGGAGGCAAGAUUGAUGAGUGCUCUGGAGAGUGUCAUGAUUUUGAAGAAAUCUCCAAGAAUGGUGCGCUACCAUCUGAAGAUGGAAAAUCAAAAGAGAUGAGAGUUGACACUGGGUUGAGUGGGUCUGUGAAAGAUCUGGUAGAAAAUAACAUGACUCUAGGUUCAUUGGCACCAUCUAAUGUUGCACUACCAUCCGAAGAUGGCAAAUCAAAAGAGAUGAGAGUCGACACUGGGUUGAGUGGGCCUGUGAAAGAUCUGGUAGAAGAUACCAUGACUCUAGAUUCAUUGGCACCAUCUAAUGCUGCAACUUAUGAGACUGGUCUGGCACCUGAAAGCAUUCACCCUGAUUACUGCAGAGAGGAAACGUUACAGGUGUUAGUGUCAAGCAAUUCCAUAUUGGAUGAAGAUUCUAUCAGGAACAGUGUUGGGGAUGAUAGAGGUGAAAACUUGAUACCUUCUAAGAGCAAGGAAAUCACAGUGGAUGUGGAUUCCGAUGUUUCUGCCAUGUUGGCGAAGGGUGACAACUGCAACUUGACCCCUGAUGCUAGUAGCCUGUCAAGGCUAGGUGGCUAUAUUAUGGGGACUGACUGUCCAUCUAAUGCCACACUUUAUGAGACUGGUUUGCUACCUGAAAGGGUUCAGCCUGAUUGUUGCAGAGAAGAAACAUUACCGUCAAGCAAUUCCAAGAAUGGUGUGCUACCAUCUGAAGAUGGCAAAUCAAAAGAGACGAGAGUUGACUCUGGGUUGAGUGUGCCUGUGAAAGAUCUAGUAGAAAAUACCGUCACUCUCGGUUCAUUGGCACCAUCUACUGCUGCAACUUAUGUGGCUAGUUUGGCACCUGAAAGCUUUCAGACUGAUUACCGCAGAGAGAAAGGGAAUUCCAUAUUGGAUGAAGAAGACUUAAUAAGUAACAGUGUAGGGCAUGAUAGUAGUGGUGAAACAUUGGUACCUUCUAAGAGAAAGGGAAUCAUGGUUGACAUGGAUUCAGAUGUUUCUGCCAUGUUGGCUAAGGGCGAUAACUGCAACUUGGUUCCUGAUAGUGGUAGCCCUUCACAACUAGGUGGCAAUAUUAUGGGGAUUGAUGGGUCAUGUUCUAAGCGAAUAAGGUCGGAUUAUAAUCCUAUAGACAGUGAGUCUUGUAUCCCUUCUGCAACUGAGCUUCAAGAUGGAGAUUAUAUUGAUGCAAGCAUGCUGCAGAAGGAUUCUCAAAUCGAUAAUGAAAAAGAACCUGGUUUAAUAAAUAAUUCCAAUAACAGUGUUACUCAACUGAAGGAGAGGUUGUCAAGCCAUAUUGGAUACAGAUGCAAGUUAGUUGAGUAUUGGGUUCCUGUACAAAUAUCUAAUCUGCAGCUUGAACAGUAUUGUUCUAUUUUACUUUCAAAUGCUUCAAUUCUUCGCUCCUCAUCAAAGGUUGAUAGUGUUGAGGCUGUUCGUGAUGUUCUUAUUUCUACCCGAAAGUGUUGUAGUCAUCCCUAUCUUGUUGGUCCGGAACUGCAACCUUCUCUUAACAAGGGUCUCAAACCAAUUGAGUAUCUUGAUUUUGAUUUAAAAGCAAGUGGCAAGUUGCAACUUCUUGAUUCAAUGCUCGAGGAGUUGAGAAAGAAUGAUUUAAGGGUGGUCAUUCUUUUUCAGUCUAUUGGAGGUUCUGGAAGGGUUAUAGGAAAUUAUUUGGAAGACCUAUUGCGACCAAAAUUUGGUUCAGAUUCGUAUGAACGGAUUGAUAAAAGUCUUCCGCCUUCCAAGAAGAAUGCCGCCAUGAAGAAAUUUAACGACAAGAACAACAAACGAUUUGUGUUUUUGUUGGAAACAUGUGCUUGCCUCCCAAGCAUCAAGUUGUCAUCAGUUGAUUCUAUAAUUAUAUUUGAUAGUGAUUGGAACCCAAUGAAUGAUAUAAGAUCCCUUCAGAAAAUAACACUUGAUUCACAGUUUGAAUUGAUAAAAAUUUUCCGUUUAUAUUCAUCUUUCACUGUUGAAGAAAAAGCCUUAAUCCUUUCUAAGCAAUGUAAGAUAUUUGACAUCAAUUCUCCAAGCUGGACUACCUGUCAUAUGCUGUUGAUGUGGGGUGCUUCUUGUCUAUUUGACAAAUUGAAAGUUUUUCAUGAUGGUGAAACUUCUGCAUCAAAUGUGAAAUCCUUGUUUGGACGACCACUUUUGAAAGAAGCAAUGCAUGAGUUCUCAUCCCUACUAUCUCAGGAUGGAGAACAUAUUGAAUCAAGCAACUUUUCAACUUUAUUGGAAGUACAGCAAAAUGGGGCAACAUACCAUGCAAAUUCUUCUUUGCUUGGUGAGCUAAAACUUAGGGUACUGGGUGAAGAGCCACCCCAAAUUUUUUGGACAAAACUUUUGGAGGGAAAACAGUUUCAGUGGAAGUACUUAAAUAGUUCAUCUCAGCGAAGUCGGAAGAAAGUUCAUCAUUUUGAUGGUUCAGUCAAUAGGCCCGAUCUUGUAAAUGAAGGAGCAGCAAAGAAGCGCAGGAAAGUUAGUAACAAUAUUGUUGAUCAGCUUUCAAAAUCUGAAGACGAAAAGUUAUCCAAUGGAAUCAAGGCAGGAACAUCUGGAGAUUUAUUGGAUGGAUCUCAAGGAAAUAAUGCUGAAUCUGAGCAAAAAAGUGGACAGCAUGAUGAGCAGAGGAGCUUACUUCUCUUGCUGAAGCCAGAGAUCAGAAAGCUUUGUGAUGUUCUUCUUCUUCCAGAUAAUGUCAAGAGAAUGAUUGAUAAUUUUCUUGAAUAUAUUAUGAGCAAUCACGAUGUCAAUAGGGAACCGUUUUCAAUAUUACAGGCUUUUCAAUUAUCUCUGUGUUGGACUGCAGCUUCUUUGCUAAAACACAAACUUGACCCCAUUGCUUCUCUUAUACAAGAUUUGAACUUUGAGUGUAAGAAAGAAGAGGUGGACUACAUUUGUUCUAUGUUGCGUUGUUUGAAGAAAAUAUUUUUAUAUCGUACAGGAAAUCAUCAUGAUACCGGUUCUCCAAAAGCAUCUGGACCAUCAAACAGAGCAUAUUCCCGCACAGGAGUUGCACAAGUGGUUGAAUUGUUCAAAAAAGAUAUGUCCAAAAGUAUCAAAGAAAUUCAGAAGAAGUGUGAAAAGAAGCUGAAGAAGCUACUUCUUUUGCAAGAGGAAGAGAAGCAAAGGUUGAGAGCAGCUAUUGAGGAAGAAAAGGCUAAAUUCGAGGAAAGGUACAAAAUAGAGUCUGCUGUUAUUCGAUCCUGCUCUCCCAAUGAUGUUACAAGAAUGGAAAAGCUCCGGGUUUUGAAUACUGAAUAUGUAAAAGGAAUUGAGGAAUUAAAAUUUCAGCAUGAUACAUGUCUCAAGGAUCUCAAGGACAAGCAAUUAGCUGAAAUACAGAAGUUUCAAGAUAAGGAGGCCGCUUGGGUAAAAGAUGUGAAAUCUUGGGCAGACAAAGAAUAUCUAAACAUAGUUGCUUCAGAGGAACUUGGAACUGGGGUUGAAUCCUUGCAGACUUGUGAUCAAGUAAAGCCUGACAAUGGUCUAAAGAAUCAUUUGGCAGGUACUGCUGCGAAGCCUCCUUCAUCCAUGGAACAAAAAUCUGAUGGAGGUGUUGUAAAUGAACUUUCAGAUAGAGAAUUAAGACUGAGUAAUUGUCCAGAUAACAAUACCCUUUUGAGUCCACGGAACCAAAAUUCUGGAGCCCCAUCAAAUAUCCCAGGUUUAGAUAGAGUUUUAUCACCAAGGGCUUGUCAAGCUGCUAGUUCAAGUGAUGGUCCGAAUACAAUUUCCUUUCCAAAUCCCCUUUUGGAGCAACAAACUACCGAUGGAGUCCCUUUGAGUAUUCCAGCAGCAGCUGAUUGUCGUGAUGAUAUCGAGCAUUUAACUAAUGCUGUGUUGGGGGAUAAAAGAAUCACAUCAGACCAGCAGAAAGGAGCACCUGAAACCAUCACAGAAUUGUCCCAGGGGACUCCAGUAUCUAGAACAGUUAAUGUCUUGGAUCCUCCAGAACAAGUGCAGCAAUUAUCUGUGGGGUCCUCUCCUGACCAUGAUACAUCUGGGGAAAUGCAUGUGCAACGAUUACCUUCCGCAGAGCUCCCUUCUCAUCUGGAUUCAACUAAUUUACCUUUGACAACCGAAAUUGAACAUCAGCCAACUGUGGUUCCUAAUCAAGAUGUGCAACCUGAUUCAAAUUUGGAACUCUAUUCACAUUCACAUGAAGUUGUUGUGCAUCCUGCCUCAAAUUCAGAUCCUAAUACAGUUACACCAAGUGAAGUAAGAGUGCAAUCUGCAGACACAAUAAAUUUGUCGAUUCCUUUAGAGAUCAAUUAUCAACAUAUGCAAGCUGAAACCCAUUCAGCUUCCAGAAUGCUGCAUUUAAGCUAUGAUCCACUCAACAAUGAAUUGGAUAGAAUACAAAAAGUAACAGAGCAAACAAUGAAAAACUAUGAAGAUAAGAAAUUGCUGCUGAAAACUGAUUUUGAAAAGGAAUUAGAGGAACUCCGCAGGAAGUACGAUAUUAAAUUUCAAGGAAUUGAAGUUGAAUUUAAACAAAGAAAGAUGGCUCUGGAGACAAAUCGGAAUGUAGUUCAUAUGAAUAAGUUCUUGGCAGAUGCUUUUAGGUCUAAAUGCUCGACUCUUAAAUCAUCUUGUACAUCAGGAAUGCUGCCAGAUUCAGAUAUUGCACAGCAGCAGUUGCUUCAGCCUUCAAGACAACAAAGUGCUAGUUGGCGUUCCCUGGUUAAUGGUUCUUCUUCCUGUGGACCUUCUGCUACCAGUCUGCAGAGUCCCUCCACAACGACUGGCUCUCAGCAUAUGGUAACACCUAUACGGCCUGGUUACAGUGCAUCAGUAUUUCCCUCCAAUGUUUCUGCAAGAUCACCAAUUAUCAACACCAUCUCUUUAUCAGUUGGAAAUCCUCAGGCUGGUGGUGGUCAGAUACGAGCACCAGCCCCACAUCUCCAGCCUUAUAGACCAUGACAUAGCUUUUUUCUUUUCUUGUUUUCUCUCCCUAGUUGGGAGAGAUUCUCACAUAAUUUUUGGCGGGAAAAUAUUGUGGUACUGAUGCUGAUGCUAGUGUUUUUUUUCCCUCAACGCUUUGUUCUAAUUAUAGAUUUAUUAAUAUGUAUAUAUGUAAUUAAUUCUCUGGCAUGCAAUGAAUCAUGAAUGGUUGGCGGUUAAGACGAAGCUUGGUGAAUUGGUGAAGUGACUGUAAUUCUAGAAACGAUUAGCAGAAUUUUAGUAUGCAACUAUGUGAAAAGGAAGCAAUUUUAAAUUGGCUGCAAAAACUUUUACUUUUAAA